Messenger RNA from Austrofundulus limnaeus, 8453 nucleotides. RefSeq names its product nucleosome-remodeling factor subunit BPTF. The record is from RefSeq and is a predicted model, not a curated record. NCBI's taxonomy places the organism in Eukaryota, Metazoa, Chordata, Actinopteri, Cyprinodontiformes, Rivulidae. Gene Ontology annotation, cellular component: NURF complex. Gene Ontology annotation, biological process: regulation of transcription by RNA polymerase II. Gene Ontology annotation, molecular function: RNA polymerase II cis-regulatory region sequence-specific DNA binding; zinc ion binding.
GAGGCCUGCUGUGUUUUCAACGGGGAGAGAGUCGAGAAAAAAAAUGGCGUCUGCAGGCGACCCAGAGCGGGAUACCGGCCAUUCAGUUUGAGCUUUCCACCUUCAAACUGAGACCGGGGUUUGGGUCGGGACCGAUCGGGAACCGUCGCCAGACGAUUCCCUCCCCGUUUUUCUCCCUAGUGCGUGGCUCGUUCGGGCACCGAGAUUGAGGCGGAACACAGGAGCCUCUCUCCCACAAUGAGAGGGAGAAGAGGAAGGCCGCCCAAACAAGCAGACGCGAUGCGGGAAGGUUCACCCGGGCCAGUCCGGGGCUCUCGAGGAAGCAGGACGAGAGGGAUGCGUGGACGGGGGAGAGGCAGAGGAAGGGGCCGGGGCCGGGGAGGAGGUGGCGCGACCUGCAGCGUCGGCUCCCUGGAGGUGGACGCGGACAUCUCCGGGCGAGAGAACUUUAAUUCGUCUCGCGGCCGUAAGAAAGUUGGAGCCUCCACCGCGGCGACAUCACGGGGCAGAGGGAGCAGAGGCAGAGGCAGGGGGUCGAGAGGUGGCCGCGGCGGUAAGGGCGGCGUGAGGCGGCCUCAAACCAAGAUAGUCUACGACGACAACAGCGACGAGGAGGACGAAAAUUUAAGUUACCGCUCCGACGAAGACGAACUGAACGACGACCCAUCGUCGGGUCUGGAAGAUGAGGAGGCCCUGGGAAACGACUCCGACUUUCUGGAGGACCUACCGGAUGAUGAGGAUGCCAGCUACUGUACUGAGAGCAGUUUUAGAAGCCACAGCACGCUGGAGAGCACUCCAGGCCGGAAACGGAGUCGGGCUCUUCAACCGCCAUCUCCCAUUCUCGAGGGGAAGGACAUUCCUCCUUUGGAGCUUCCCAAGUCGUCGGAGGACCUCCUGGUUCCUACCUCUCAGCUCCUCAACGUGUCUGCCGUCUACGAAGUUCUGCGCAACUUUGGCACGGUCUUGCGUCUCUCCCCGUUCCGUUUCGAGGACUUCUGCGCGGCCCUGGCCAGCCAAGAACAGUGCACGCUGCUGGCAGAGACCCACAUCUCCUUGCUCAAAGCUAUUCUCCGAGAGGAGGACACUUCCAACACCACGUUUGGUCCCGCGGACGUGAAGGACUCCGUUAAUUCCACUCUGUAUUUUGUGGACGGUAUGACCUGGCCGGAGGCGGUGCGUGCAUACUGCGAGAGCGACUCGGAGUACCGGCACGUUCUGCCUUUCCUGGAGAGUGAGGACUACCCGUACGAACCCUUAAAGAACAAAAUAAAAGUGCUGCAGUUUUUGGUGGACCAGUUCUUGGCGACAAAUCUGGCCCGGGAGGAGCUCAUGUCCGAAGGGGUCGUUGCGUACGACGACCACUGCCGGGUGUGCCAUCGUCUGGGCGACCUCCUGUGCUGCGAGACGUGCUCGGCCGUUUACCACUUGGAGUGCGUGAAACCUCCGCUGCAGGAAGUGCCGGAGGACGAGUGGCAGUGCGAGGUGUGCGUGGCACACAAGGUACCCGGCGUGGCGGACUGCGUCCCCGAAGUGCAAAAGACCAAACCGUGUCUUCGUCAGCUGCCGGUUGGAUAUGACCGACACCACCGUAAAUACUGGUUCCUGAAUCGCAGAGUUGUUAUUGAGGAGGAAGGUGAGCAGGAGGAUAAAACCAUCUGGUACUACAGCACCAAGGUCCAGCUAGCUGAGCUGAUAGAGCGCUGGGAUAAAGAGUUCUGGGAGGCUGACCUCUAUGCCGCCCUGGAGGAGAUAAGGGAUGAGGUGCACGCUCAUAUGGAUAUUACUGAGGAUCUAACGAACAAGGCUCGUGGCAGCAACAAGUGUUUCCUCACUGCUGCAAAUGAGGAGAUCCUGGAGCGACUUCGUGCUAAGAAGGAAGAAGAGCUGGAGGAGGUGAAGAGACGAGCUGCUGAGGAGGCCCAGAGAGCACGGCUGGAGAUGGAGAAGAAGGAGCUGGAGGUGGAGAAGGAAGGUGAGGAAGCCAAGCUCAGUUGUGAGGGGCAACAGGACGGAGGGGUCAAAGAUCAGACAAAGGAAGAACCAGGAACAACAGAAGUGGUCACACAAGAGAAAACAGAUGGUGCCACAUGUGAAGUCUGUGAAGCUGACCAGGAGGACCGCAGCAUCCUAGACAAACCUGCUCCAACAACAUCUGCUCCAAUACAAAGCUCCACUGUAAGCCCAGCUUUGACCACUGUGACUCCAAAGCCCAUAACGUCCACUGUAGAGGGUCGGUCAGAAGGAUGUUCCAGCGUGGAGGUGUCCAACAAAACCGAAGAAAACCCAUCAUCGGUUUCUGUCCCAGUUUGUGGAGAUGGCGUCCCCACCCUGAGCCAUCCCUCUGAGGAGAACAGCAACAGCAGCUUAGGAACCGGUGUCCCACCCAGGGUUCCCGAGCCCCCAGACUUAGCAGACCGGUCCUCUCAGUCGUCUCUGGCGAGCCUCGAUGAUGCAGGGGACAGCAAAGACUCGACCGGUGGGGAAAUGACAAAUCUCAGCAGUAAGAAGUCUUCAGCCACUCGCAUGGUGACCCGGCUAAGAAACCCCGACAGCAAGCUGAGUCAGCUGAAAAACCAGCAGGUUGCAGCUGCUGUUCACGAAGCCAACAGGGGCUUCAAGGAGGGCAAAGAGGUCCUGGUUGUGAAUGCACAAGGCGACAUCACCCGGGUCAGCACACGCAGCAGCAAGGAGGUGGUGAUGAAGGGGACCAUCAGCCAGUAUUUCAAGCUCGGCCAGGAGGGCAAGUACCGCGUCUACCACAACCAGUUCAGCGCCAAUCUUUUGGCCCUCAACAAGCACCAGCACAGAGAGGACCACGACAAGAGGCGACAUCUCUCCCACAAGUUCUGCAUGACGACAGCGGGAGAGUUUAAAUGGAACGGGUCUAUUCACGGCUCUAAGGUUCUGACCAUCUCCACACUGAGACUCACCAUCAUCCAGCUGGAGAACAACGUUCCAGCACCGUUUAUGCACCCCAACUGGGCCUCACACAGGUUAAAUCGCAUGACAUCUAUGGAGCGUGAAGAGAAAGAGAAAGUGAAGAAGAGAGAAAGGAAGCUGGAAGAGGAGGAGACGAUGCAACAGGCAACUUGGGUCAAAUACACAUUUCCAAUCAAGCACCAGGUGUGGAAGCAGAAAGGAGAGGAGUAUCGUGUUACAGGUUACGGAGGCUGGAGUUGGAUCAGUAAGACCUACGUACCACGCUUUGAACCCAAGCUUCCUGGCAACACCAACGCCAACUACCGCAAAGAACUGGAAGAUGCUAAACUGGGCAAGAAAUGUUCCCUGCUGGACUUGAGCCGACGGCCCAGUGUAAUCGCACCAGAGACUCAGGACUGUGCCGCGCCUAACAUCGACGCAAAAGAUCAAAACUCCACAUGUCUCUCUAAGCCAUGUGCUCAAGAGCUGGACUCCACAGAGAAGACUGAGGAAAACAUAAAAAAAGAAACGGAUGGUAAAGAGACUAAGACAGAGUCAUCGUCUGCAGAUGAGUCUCCUUCAAGUAUGGAAGUGGAUUCAAAAGAAAAGCAAGGGUUCAGUGUUGAAGAGAAUAAGGUUUCCCUAAAAGCGGAGCCAAUAGAUGACUCUCUGCGACCGUUCAACUACGAUGUUGUGGAUGUCAGCAAGGGCUUCCUUACUCGCAUCGCCUACAAGAAGAAGGUGAAGGCCUGCAAGCUGGACAGCCUGCUGGAGCGCAGGGUCAAGCAACACCUGAUUGAAGAGAGGCAAAGACAACAGCUUCCUGCAUCCAAACCCCUGGUGUCCACGCCGGUCUCAUCCUACACAGCCUCGUCUUUGGGCACGCCAGUUCGUCCGCGGUCGCCGCUCAGGCCCCACGCUCUCGUUCAGACUCCGUGCACACCGGGAGGAGCCGUGAAAGUGGAGAAAUCCUCCACGAUACCAUCUUCGGGAGAAGCUGGGGGACCAGAGGAAGGAGAGAGUGCAGCCGAGCUCCCCAGCACUCCUCCUUCCCCUGUUUCCGAUUCUACACUCAAAGACAAUUGCAACACGGGUACAGGUGAAAAUUCAGAUUUGCAGCUAAAUCAGACCACAUCCAUGCACCAAGAAACGGAGGAAAGGACUACGGGGCCAAAGGAAACCAGUGCAGAAAGUUUGGGACAAGCGGGUGAAGGUGGGGGGAUUCGGAGCUCCUUGGAGCAACAAACAGUCUGCGUUGCAUCAAAUGUAACCAAGGCUGAACACACUGAAAACACAGACUCUGUAAGGACGCUUUGUAGUACUGCUGACCAAAAAACCAGUCCAAGCACAUCACAUUUUAAACCCAUUGAGCGAAAUGCAGAAAGUGUACGCUGCGUGCAUUCUGACAUGGAGGAAAACGGCUUAGGGCCAGAGGAGAACCGAGACAGCAUGCAGAGCAUUGCACACAAUGGAGCUGUAUCUGAUGGCACUUCCAAGCCAUUUUCUCCUCUGCCUCAGGUAAAUGGUAAUGCUGGUUUGGAAAGUGAAAGCAUAGUGAGUAACUCUGUAAUGAACCAGAACAAUGGCGUGCUCACAGACAGGCCCAAGCUGAACAGCACUGGUAAAGUUGAGGUACAAAAGCUGGCUGUCUCCCUGAAGGACGGCACCCAACAAAAACCAUUAGUGAACGGGGAUUUGACCCCUCUGAAUAACAGAGUCGUGAUUAAAGAAAAAGAUCCACGUUUAGACUCCGAGGUAGAGGAACGGGUAACCAUAUCAGACCAGGACUACAAACCUCCUCUUAAGUUGACGAGACUUGAAAACAACAUUGGCUCGGUUGCAGCGACUACUCUGAGCCCUCUGCAGAACAACAGCACCUCAGCCUUUAAUGCUGUGGAGACCAAACCCACUCCUGUGGUCAAGAUUAUAAGAAUGGCUCCCUCUCCUAUUCCUUCAGCAGAGGAGUCCAGUCUGAGUGACGACUUCACAGAGGAAAACAGUAACAGUGGGUCAACGGAACAAUUUAAGACCAUCGUUACCCAGGUAACCUCCUCCACCACCACCACCACGACAGUCAGUGUGCAGCUGAAAGCAUCCGGAGAGUUGAAACAUCCUGUAGUGACGACGGAGAGCAGCGCAGUCUCUACCCUUUCUACCAUGACCAAAACAACCGUGACCAAAAUGUCUUCCUGCGGACUGGAUAGUCAGUCGGACGACAGCCAGAGUGAAGUAGUGAUGCAGGAACAGAAAACAACACAGUCGGCUUGUAUUUACGAGUCAACAACCGGCACCGGUGGAACAACCACCAUGUCUUGUGUCGCCGUGAGCCAGGAAGACACGUCGUCGACAAGGGGACGAGUGCGACUUCUCAAAUUCUCCCGCACAAAGAAGACGCGCUCCGACACAGCUCUUCCUUCUUACCGCAAGUUUGUCACCAAGAGCAGCCGGAGGAGUAUUUUUGUGCUGCCCCACGAUGACGUGAAGGUGCUGGCAAGGCGAGGCGGGUUCCGAGAGGUACCCGUGUUUAGCUAUAACGCCAAACCUGCUCAGGAUAUCUGGCCGUAUCCGUCACCCAGACCCACAUUCGGCAUCACUUGGAGGUACCGGCUGCAGACGGUGAAGUCUCUGGCUGGCGUGAGCCUCAUGCUGAGACUUUUGUGGGCUUGUCUGAGAUGGGACGACAUGGCCGUGAAACCGUCUGCUGCCGUUGGCACGACACGUACAGCCCUAUCCCCACUCAUUGCUACAGAAACCUCAGAUACCGAAAUCACCACCACCGAGAUCAUCAAGCGACGGGAUGUGGGACCAUACGGCAUUCGCUCUGAAUAUUGCAUUCGCAAAAUCAUCUGCCCUCUGGGAGUUCCCGAGACUCCGAAAGAAACGCACACUCCUCAGAGGAAAGGUCUGCGCUCCAGUGCCUUGCGCCCCAAGAAGCCCGAGCCUGCCAAACAGACGGGCCCAGUGGUGAUAGAAACGUGGAUUCCUGAAGAAGAGCUGGACCUUUGGGAGAUACGAGCUUUCUCCGAAAGGAUGAUUGUGUGCAACCAAGUGAUGAAGUUCAUCCUGGACCGAAUAGACAAAGAUGAGCGGCAGGAGGCCAAGAGGAGAAAGAAGGAAGAGGUCGUGGAGGCCAAGAGGAGGUUGGCUAACGCUAGCAAGCUCUCGGCGCUCCUCUACAAACACAAAGAGAGCCUCAAGAUGGAGAUUCUGAAGAAGCGGGCACUUCUCGACAAAGAGCUGCAGCUAGAGGCUCAGGAGGAGUUGAAGAGAGACCUGCUGCGGAUGCGGCGGGAGAAGGAAAAGGCCCAAGCAGCAGCUCUGCAGGCAGCUCAAGUGGCAGCAGCUGCUGCAGCCCACAGCCACAAACAGCAAACUCUGUUCCACAAACACGGCGCUUCGUCUCAGCACCACCUCGCCGCCAUCGUCUCCUCCACCACGCACAAGAGGAAACGGGAAGAGGAGAGGGAGACGGCGACCGCAGCCAAGUCCAAGAAGAAGAAGAUGAUCUCGACGACGAGUGCAAAGGAGAGCAAGAAGGACACGAAGCUCUACUGCAUCUGCAAGACGCCCUACGACGAGACCAAGUUUUAUAUCGGCUGCGACCUUUGCACUAACUGGUACCACGGAGACUGCGUGGGCAUCACAGAGAAGGAGGCGAAGAAGAUGGACGACUACAUCUGUGUGGAGUGUAAACGGGGCCGGGAGAGCAGCACAGAGGAGCUGUACUGCAUCUGUCAGACCCCAUACGAUGAGUCUCAGUUUUACAUCGGCUGUGAUCGGUGUCAGAACUGGUACCACGGUCGCUGUGUGGGAAUCCUGCAGAGCGAGGCUAACCACAUCGACGAGUACGUGUGCCCGCAGUGUCAGUCCACGGAGGACGCCAUGACGGUCUUCACUCCGCUCACAGACAAGGACCACGAAGGCCUGCGAAGGAUCCUGCGUUCCUUGCAGGCACAUAAAAUGGCAUGGCCAUUCCUGGAGCCAGUGGAUACGAAUGACGCCCCUGAUUAUUACAGGGUAAUCAAGGAACCAAUGGACUUGUCCACCAUGGAGGAGAGGUUACACAAACGGGAGUACAUCAAGCUGACAGAAUUUGUAGCAGACAUGACCAAAAUCUUCGACAACUGCCGAUACUACAAUCCCAGCGACUCGCCCUUUUACCAGUGUGCCGAGGUUCUGGAGAACUUCUUUGUCCAGAAGCUCAAAGGCUUCAAAGCCAGCAGAUUGUGAUGUCAAACUCCAGGGUGCCGGGGUCACUCUUAAAACAAAACUUAAUUUUCUAUCCCUGGAUGUUGGUGGCUGUUUUUACUUGUUUAAAACAGCAUCAAAAACUUUGUAAUAAAGUGCAUAUAAUAGGCCGCACAUUAGGUGUGAGGAUUUUUUAUUAAUAUUAUUAUUAUUAUUAUUUUAAAACCAAACAAAAGGACAAAAAAAGUUUCUACUGUUUUAUAAUUGCAGCCAUGUUGGUAGCAAAAAUGAUUCAAGGAAAAAUGUAUUUUUUUACACUCUCACACUAGCUGACGUUUGAAUUUAGUGCAGGUUGGAUAUGAAGUGAAGCAAAGUUUUGCAUAGCUUGUCGUUCCUUUUCUGUAGCUGUGGUUUUCAGGAAAACAAAAACAAACAAACGCUGUCGAUUUUGGUUGUAAACUCAGAUUUAGGCUUUAUCGACACAUAAUUUAUAUUCUAAUUUGACAGAACUUUCUUGCUAACAUAUUUACCUCAGUUUAACAAAAAAAUUAAAAUAAAAAGCUUUGAACGUUUUUUUUUCUUGUACGUAUGUAUAAUGUUAUGUUCAUAUUCUAUUUUUUUGUGAAGGACUAUUCUUAUGUUCAGAAGAAAAUAAUGAUAGAAAAUGUAAACAUAGAUUGGAGUAAAAAUCUAGUCUAGCUUUCCUGUUUCCUGUUCCAAAUGCGAUAAGCUUGUCUGCCUCCGGGUUCGAAACAUGUUUAAAAAUAAAUAAAAAGUUGUAUAAAUGUUGUUGGACCGACAUCCCAUUUCAGUGACAUUUAACCAACAUGGCUGCUUUGUCUGCAUCAAAAUGUCUGACCCACUGGCAUCCGAUACUUGUUUUUUUUUUUUUUUUUUGUAUGUUUCCAUUAGUUAUAUUUUUGUCAUAUAUUGUAAAGCUUUUAAUAAAAAAAAAAGAAACAACGAAAUUGUUUUCCAACUGUUUUCUUCCUCCUCUUUUUGCCUGUCUCUUUAGGUCUCAUAACAACAAGCUACAGUCAGCAACAUCUUAGGUCCCUUCCUUUAAAAAAAAAGUGUCGUAAAGAGACGCCUCUGAUUUAUUAGGACCUGUUGUGGUGUCGGUUCUCUCUGGAGGAAAGUGGGCCCUCCUGCACACUGGUGUCACACUUCCACCAUCUACCGCCUUCAUUGCACAUUUAAAGAGGGAGAAGAUGGGGACUGAAUAGCCCUUUUUUUAUUUUUACCCCCGAUUCAGACCAGGAACUGGGCAGCUGCUGACUAAUUUUUUUUGUUGUCUGUUUUUGUGGCCAGUCCUACAAAUGUAGCCACUCCAUGAGAAGGAAAAA